GGCGCGCAUGUUAUCCAGCAUAUGCUCUGUUGUGUUUCCUCUUCUUGGCGAAUUAACAGCUGCCUGUGGAUUCUCAGAACUGGUUGACGUCAGCAUGAGCGUCCACGCGACUCCUGCCCCCGUGGUCCCGGUGUCAGCAGAAAUGUCUCCCGCUCCUCUUCCAGAGGUUGUGAACAAGAUAUUGCCGAAGGACGUCGACUCGGGCAAUGGAGCUUCGGAAGCCUUGAUCGGAGGCGUCGUCGGUGCGGUGCUGCUGGCACUGGUCUGCUUAGUAGUGGCGCUGCUGUGGUACCUGUCCAGACAUAAAGGCUGA
This is a messenger RNA of Xiphias gladius (swordfish), 313 nucleotides long. RefSeq names its product cell adhesion molecule 2-like. The transcript has 4 exons. The record is from RefSeq and is a predicted model, not a curated record. Bases 8 to 313 code for a protein of 101 amino acids. Lineage: Eukaryota; Metazoa; Chordata; Actinopteri; Istiophoriformes; Xiphiidae.